AUGGAGUUUAUGUACUCUGAGAAGGGUAUAAUUUUGCAUAACCUGAAAUUUGAACUUAAGCUUCUGAAGAGAUUCGAGUUGUUGAACUGUAAGGCUGUUGUCACACCUGCAGAAACAAAUCACAAAUUGGAUUUUGAUUCUAAAGGUGAUGAUGUAGAUGCUACAACUUUCAAGCAGUUGGUUGGCUCUCUGAGUUAUUUGUGUAAUACUAGACCCAACAUUUUCUAUGCAGUUGGAAUAGUUAGUAGGUUCAUGAAUAAACCAAAGUGGUCUGAUUACCAAGCUGUUGCCAUGAUCCUAAGAUAUAUUAAGGGAACUCUGAAGUAUGGAGGUUUAUUCCCUGUUGAUGAAAAGUCUAAUUCAGAGUUGAGGUGGUGUGGCUUCAUGUCAAGCUGUUUGACAUUUGAAUUUACUACAGGAUCUGAAGAUCAAGUUAAACAAGACUGUGAAGUUGAUGAUUGA
This is a messenger RNA of Lathyrus oleraceus (garden pea), 462 nucleotides long. RefSeq lists its product as uncharacterized. The transcript has 2 exons. Bases 1 to 462 code for a protein of 153 amino acids. NCBI's taxonomy places the organism in Eukaryota, Viridiplantae, Streptophyta, Magnoliopsida, Fabales, Fabaceae. The record is from RefSeq and is a predicted model, not a curated record.